CGCGCAUUCAACAUCCACGGCCGCUCUCUUCCGCCAUACUCGAAAUGGACGCCAGACCUGCCCACACGCGAACCGCCUCGACCAACCUGAGUGCGUCGGGCCAGCGCAUCCUCGAGGGCAGGACCGCCAUUGUCACGGGGGCCUCGAGAGGAAUUGGCCUCGAGAUCGCCCGCAACCUCGCCUCCAAGGGCUGCAAUGUCGUCAUAAACUACACGUCCGACUCGUCUGCCCAGGCCGCGCAAAAUCUCGCCGACGAGCUGCAAAACGACUAUGGCGUCAAGGCCAUCACCGUGCAAGCAAGCAUGGGCUCGGAAAACGGCCCCAAGCACCUCGUAGAGGUCGCCAAGAACAACUUCCAGCACCCGAAAACCGGCAAGUUCCAGCUCGACAUCAUCAUCAACAACGCUGGUGUCGCCGGCAACAACUAUGUUGAGAAUGUCGACUGCGAGGACUUUGCCAGGCAGUUCAACGUCAACGUGCGAGGCCCGCUGCUUCUUGUCCAAGCCGCGAUCCCGUAUCUGCCCAACGACCGCUCCGGUCGCAUCGUCAACCUGUCGUCUGUCAGCUCCUCGCUAGGAUACAAGGGCCAGUCAAUCUACGGUGCGACAAAGGCGGCGCUCGAAAGCAUGACGCGAACGUGGUCUCGUGAGUUGGCCGAGCGAUGCACUGUCAACGCCAUCAACCCCGGUCCUGUGGCGACAGACAUGUACUGGAGCAACGACGACGCUUUUAUUGCGCUGAACAAGCCUUUCAUCGAGAACACUCCCUUGGCCGCAACAAGAAAGGGUAUUGACCCCGAGAGAAUCUACGAGGCUUCUCAGAAUGCUGGAGGAAGGCCAGGCUACAGCGAAGAAAUUGCUGGCAUCGUUGGUAUGCUCUGCCUGCCCGAGGCUGGAUGGACAACAGGAAGCGUCAUGUGCGCCAAUGGUGGUAUGAAGUUUAGCUACUAGACGCUAGGAUGGAAUGCGCCACCACGCCUCUACACUCACUCUUCGCUUAUCAGACAAAUCCUUCUCUUCACGUAAAAAGUUUUGCCUUUUAAAAUACAUGUCAAUUAGCAACCCAUAAACGUCAGUGUCAGCAUCGAGAGUGGCAAAUAUUUCUUGUCUGAAAAUGCAAGACACGCUAUUGCAACUCCUGAACGACCGUGUCUACAUUUGUCCACCGGCGCCGCACUCGAAAACGUUCCAUUC
This is a messenger RNA of Exserohilum turcica Et28A, 1193 nucleotides long. RefSeq lists its product as uncharacterized. Bases 45 to 950 code for a protein of 301 amino acids. NCBI's taxonomy places the organism in Eukaryota, Fungi, Ascomycota, Dothideomycetes, Pleosporales, Pleosporaceae. The transcript is spliced from 2 exons. The record is from RefSeq and is a predicted model, not a curated record. Gene Ontology annotation, molecular function: oxidoreductase activity, acting on the CH-OH group of donors, NAD or NADP as acceptor.